Messenger RNA from Phyllostomus discolor (pale spear-nosed bat), 3060 nucleotides. It is a transcript of the gene COL13A1, whose product is annotated as collagen type XIII alpha 1 chain. The coding region runs from base 577 to 2619 and encodes 680 amino acids. The record is from RefSeq and is a predicted model, not a curated record. The transcript is spliced from 38 exons. NCBI's taxonomy places the organism in Eukaryota, Metazoa, Chordata, Mammalia, Chiroptera, Phyllostomidae.
GGAGGAGGGAGGGAGGGGGGCGGGAGAGAUUAGUUUGGGAAGUAGCACGGAUUGCUCAUCCGAUCCGUGCAGCCGCAGCUAGUGUGUCAAGUUACAGAGACGCCGGAAUCGGCCCCAGCGCUCCUCCGCAGCGGCCACGACCCACCUCUGCCCAUGGGGCCCUCUAAUUGCGCCCCUUUGCUCCGGGACUGAAACUGGCUCGCGGGGAAGACGCGAGACACCAAGAAGCACCGACUGUGCAGAAUCAACUCGAGGACUCUGCAGACACUUGAAGGGAAAGACGGGCGGAGAGGAGUGCCGGCCAGAUUCCCCUAACUUUCCCGGACUUGGAACGCUCUUCGAAGUAACUUUUUCUCACCUGGGCGGACCCCGAUUACCACGGAUUGUGUUUUCUCGGCUUUCCCCCCCUUGCUGCUAAUUUUUCCAUAUUUCUUUGCUGGGAGCAAAGGAAAGGGACAUUUUCCAGCAACACAAGCCCUUUCCCCGUGCCCCGCAGCUUGGAUCGAGCCUUUGGGCAGUGGCUCUCUCUUUUAUUUAUUCUAUUUAUUUAUUUAUUGAUUCUCAAGACGCGAGGGGAUGGUAGCAGAGCGCGCUCGAAAAGCGGCAGCUGCGGGUGCCCGAGGCCCUGGGGAACUGGGCGCUCCUGGGGCCGUGGCUCUGGCGGUGGCGUCGGCUGAGCGCUGCGCGCGGCUGCCGAGCCCGGGGUCCUUCGGGCUGCUGGCGCUGACCCUUUGCUCGCUCGCGCUCAGCCUGCUCACCCACUUUCGGACCACGGAGCUGCAGGCCCGGGUGCUGCGCCUGGAAGCGGAGUGUGGGGAGCAGCAAAUGGAGACAGCUAUUUUGGGACGAGUCAACCAACUGCUGGAUGAGAAAUGGAAGCUCCACUCUCGGAGACGCCGGGAGACCCCGAAGACAUCUCCAGGGUGUCAUUGCCCACCAGGACCUCCUGGUCCUAUGGGAAGACCUGGCCUCCCGGGGGACAAAGGUGCCAUUGGGAUGCCUGGACGUGUGGGAAUAAAGGGCCAACCAGGUGAGAAGGGGGCCCCAGGAGAUGCUGGGAUGUCCAUCAUCGGUCCCCGUGGCCCCCCUGGUCAGCCGGGCACUCGAGGCUUCCCUGGAUUUCCGGGUCCCAUUGGGCUCGAUGGGAAACCGGGCUACCCCGGACCAAAAGGGGAGAUGGGCCUGGCGGGUCCCCGAGGACAGCCGGGACCUCAAGGAGAAAAAGGAGAAAAGGGUCAGUGUGGAGAGUACCCACACCGGCUGCUGCCUCUCCUCAAUUCAGUGCGACUGGCUCCACCCCCAGUCAUAAAAAGGCGGACCUUCCAGGGUGAACAGGGCCAGGCCGGUACCCAAGGCCCACCAGGGCCACCGGGCCCCCCUGGACCUAGUGGACCUCUGGGGCAUCCAGGACUGCCAGGGCCUAUGGGGCCACGUGGCUUUCCUGGGCCUCCAGGACCAAAGGGAGACCCGGGCAUCCAGGGCCACCACGGCCGGAAGGGAGAACGGGGCAUGCCAGGGAUGCCGGGCAAACAUGGAGCAAAGGGGGCUCCUGGCAUCGCCGUGGCUGGGUUGAAGGGUGAACCAGGGACCCCAGGACCCAAGGGUGAGAAGGGGGCUGCGGGCUCCCCGGGGCUGCUCGGCCUCCUGGGGCAGAAGGGAGAGAAAGGCGACGCCGGCAACUCCAUUGGAGGAGGCAGAGGGGAGCCCGGCCCCCCAGGGCUCCCCGGGCCCCCAGGGCCAAAGGGAGAAGCUGGUGUCGAUGGCCGGGCCGGCCCCCCUGGACAGCAGGGAGACAAGGGGGACCCUGGAGCACCUGGAGAACAGGGACCAGCUGGCCCCCAGGGCUCCAAGGGGGAACCGGGGAAAGGAGAGAUGGUGGAUUGCAAUGCCAGUAUCAACGAGGCCCUCCAGGAGAUCCAGACGCUGACCUUGAUCGGGCCCCCUGGUCCUCCUGGACAAAUCGGCCCUCCCGGAGCUCCGGGGACUCCAGGCCAGAAGGGGGAGAUUGGACUGCCAGGCCCUCCAGGACACGAUGGAGAAAAGGGACCUCGAGGCAAACCAGGAGACGUGGGCCCUCCCGGUCCCCAAGGCCCCCCAGGAAAGCCAGGGCCUGCAGGAAUAAAGGGAGAUGAUGGACACCCGGGGAGCCCAGGAGAGAAGGGGGAGAAAGGGGAGACGGGGCAGACCGGCCCACCGGUUCCUGGGCCGCCAGGGCCAGAGGGGCCGCCCGGACCUCCGGGGCCCCAAGGCAUUCCCGGACCAAAGGGAGAAGCAGGCCUGGAUGGAGCAAAAGGAGAGAAGGGUGUCCAGGGAGAAAAAGGAGACCGAGGUCCUCUGGGAUUGCCCGGCACUCCAGGACCAAUCGGAGUUCCAGGCCCCGCGGGACCAAAGGGCGAGAGGGGCAGCAAAGGCGACCCCGGGGUGACAGGACCAACGGGAGCAGCUGGGCUUCCUGGUUUGCAUGGACCACCCGGGGACAAAGGAAACCGGGGGGAAAGGGGGAAGAAAGGCUCUAGAGGGCCUAAAGGGGAUAAGGGAGACCAAGGAGCACCUGGAUUAGAUGCCCCCUGUCCGUUGGGCGAAGACGGCUUACCAGUCCAGGGCUGCUGGAACAAGUGAUGCCUCUAACUUGGGAUUGGCCUGUGUGUGUGUUUGUACAUAGAAUAUUUAUUUUUAUACAGUUUUUACUUUUUGAAAAUGCCAGAAGUCCGAUGCAUCUUACAGAUUAUUAAAAAAGUAAAAACCUGCAUAUUUUGUACAGAAAAUACCAACCUCUCUUCUUUUGUUUACAAGAUGUUUGGUAUAAGUCUGCGACUCUAGUACACUUUCUGUUUCUGCUGUGGUCAUAUGUUUGCAUGAUAUUUGUGCACACUUAUUAAGUAUUGAAUUGAAUAAAUUAUUGUCUUCUGGUGCCAAAGGGAGCCAGCCAGCACUAAGGUACUGGCUUUUGCGGUGUGAAUCCUCAAAAACAUGAAGGCCUGUGGUGUUUACCAAACCAGCUGUGUCUAAGAAUAUUUUAAACUCUUAUGGAUUUUCAUUAUUAAAAAACAAAUGAAACAU